AUUCCAUUGCUAUUAACAGGUCCUUAUACACAAGGACACACAACACAUUUGCAAAAAGCAAUUGUUUGAAUUAGUAGCAUGAUGAAAAACGCACGCGAAGUCCGUUUCUUGAAAUCUCAAAGUUUUUUAUUGUUAUUAUAUUUUUUUAUUGUUUCAUCAGCACAAUUCUCUUCUGAAAUUGGUUGAAAUGAACGCGACAUAUUGAACGACUCAAAAAUCUGGUGAAAUUGUGUUUUAUGGUUGUUGUAUUUUAUUUUUUGAGAAGUGCUUGGAACCUUUAGGCACUAAAUUCAGAAACGUCCUUUGUUUGAGAAGGAUCAGGCAACGACAAGCAGACUUCGUGUGUGUGUGUGUGUGUGUGUGUGUGUGUGUGUGUGUGUGUCAGCGAGAGAGAAAGAAAGGGAGAGAGACACUAAGUUACUGAAUAAAAGUUUGUGGAUUUCCAUCCAAGCGCGGCGUACACUCUGACUGGGUAAGCUAUGCAGUUACUUGGGCAAAGAAUGAAAAAGUCGACUUCAUUUUUUCCCCACUUUCCUCAUGAUGCCCACGCAUUUGAUUGGACAGAAAGUGGUCAGCUGACACUGUCAUCUUUGUCCAGCUUAGAACGAGGCUUUUGGAAACACUCGCCUGCGUACAUGGUGCCUUUUAUUGUCGUUGCCGAAAUAAAUGACAUAGCGGUUCUGUGUUUUGGAAGAAAAAAAUAUUAAUACAAAGACUGCCAGAGAUAGGAAGAGUUGAGCGAGCGAGGGAGGGAGCGAAAUAGAGAGAAGGAGAGAGAGAGGGGAAUCAGAGAAGGUAAGGGAGGGAGGGAAAGAGUGGGAGAGAGGUUUACAGGGAGAGAGGGACGGUAUGAAUUCCUAUUUCACGAACCCGUCGCUCUCGUGCCAUUUAACCGGCAGCCAGGAGGUUCUACCCAAUGUGGCCCUGAACUCCACCAGUUAUGACCCCGUUCGCCAUUUCUCGUCCUAUGGCGCCGCCGUGGCCCAGAACCGGAUAUACUCCACGCCGUUCUACUCACCACAAGACAACGUUAUGUUCGGCUCCGCUCGGGCACCUUAUGACUACGGGUCCAAUGUGUUUUACCAGGACAAGGAUGUGCUCCCAAGCUGCAGACAGAGCUUGGGACAGAGCGCACAGGGCUCCCUGGCGCAAGACUACGCUUCAGAACAAGGCAGGAGCGCAUCUCAGGAACCAAAGAGCGCCGUUCAGAUUUAUCCGUGGAUGCAGCGAAUGAACUCGCACAGUGGGGUCGGCUAUGGGUCUGACAGGCGGAGAGGUCGCCAGAUCUACUCCCGUUACCAAACACUAGAACUGGAGAAGGAGUUUCAUUUCAACCGCUACUUGACGAGGCGCCGGCGUAUCGAAAUUGCCAACGCGCUUUGUCUUACCGAACGCCAGAUCAAAAUCUGGUUUCAGAACCGCCGCAUGAAGUGGAAGAAGGAAAGCAAUCUCACCUCCACCCUGAACGACAGCGUCCCGUCGGUUGGCAGCCAAGAAGAAGGCAAGGAGGAAGAAGAAGGGGCGACAAAUGAAAAGAAGGAAUAAGGACUGGAGUGUUCAUUCUUCAUGGUAUCAAACCGCUGUACGAGUAACUACCUAUAAGAAAUAAACUACCUAUUGAAGUUUGGCACAGUGCUUUAAAGACAAAACUGUUUUCAAUGAAACAAACUCUUUUGUGCCAUAUGCACGCCGGAGAUAUGUGACCUCUCCAUGUUUUCUUAUGUUUAGGAACCAAACACUUCAUUCCACACUUCAUUCCCAAACGUAGCCUCUCAAAUUGAGCCCACCAGUUGGCAAAAUUUCUGCCAUGAAUGUAUGUUUCAUAUCACGCUAAUACUUAGCUAAGCAAGGAAGAAAAAUGUCAUGUUGUUUGAGUAAAUCAGAUCUUGUCUAUUUGGCUACGACUUGUGGCAUUAUAAAGGUUAAAACUUGUCCUUUGUUUUGUUAUGUUUUUACGAUGUAUUGUUUUCACAUGGUUUAACUGUAUGAAGCAUUAAAACGAUGCAAACAUGAAGUAUACUGAAUCUGAAUUGUGAAUGUGUCUGGACGUGUUUAUGAAUAUAAAAGUGUGACGCAACAUUCCUAGCAUUUGUGUAAAUGCCUCAGCUUUCAGGUGCAGUGUUAUUAGCCUUUAGAUGGAACCGUGUACAGUGAGACUGUGACCACAUUGGUCAACAUGAAAACAAUGUAUCACAAUAAAAUACUUUUGAAGGUGAA
Messenger RNA from Pygocentrus nattereri (red-bellied piranha), 2217 nucleotides. It is a transcript of the gene hoxc6b, whose product is annotated as homeobox C6b. The record is from RefSeq and is a predicted model, not a curated record. Gene Ontology annotation, biological process: anterior/posterior pattern specification; regulation of transcription by RNA polymerase II. The coding region runs from base 850 to 1545 and encodes 231 amino acids. Gene Ontology annotation, molecular function: RNA polymerase II cis-regulatory region sequence-specific DNA binding; DNA-binding transcription factor activity, RNA polymerase II-specific. Lineage: Eukaryota; Metazoa; Chordata; Actinopteri; Characiformes; Serrasalmidae. The transcript has 2 exons. Gene Ontology annotation, cellular component: nucleus.